Pelobates cultripes (western spadefoot toad) is the source of this 10415-nucleotide messenger RNA. NCBI's taxonomy places the organism in Eukaryota, Metazoa, Chordata, Amphibia, Anura, Pelobatidae. The record is from the annotation of a GenBank genome assembly.
GAUCAUCUUGAUCGGAAGUAGGUAAUUUGAGUAAUCUUAGACCUCGAGGGGUAAUUCUUUCAUCAAUGUAUUUUUUUAGGGUGGCUAUUUCCCAUUUUAAUUUGAUUUCUGAGGUAAGGGAUCUUUCUAAUUUAAUAAAAAGAUCUUCUUGGUUAAAAAUAGGGUAAUUUAUCUGAAUUGGGCUGAUUACCUCUGUGUCAAAUACAUUUUCGACAUCAAUAAUAUAGUUAUUCCUGUAGUCAAAUAUAGACAUGAUGGGAAACAAGUAGAAAAGCUGCUGACUCUAGAGGGAAUUAUACAAAUUGCAAAACAAAGGGGGGAGAAGAGUCUGCGCUAAACCGGAGGAGCAGCAACCCUAUAAGGGAAUCCCUCAAGAAACCCUUGUAGAGACAAUAAAAUACAAAAAGGGGGGAAAGGGCUGCGCUAAAAAAUAAUUAAUAGACAAAGUUCGUCUAAAAAAUGGAUAAAAACAGUCUCACUGAUAUGUGAUGGUAGGGUAAUAUUCCUCAGGUGUUGAUCCGUCCGUGUGGUGGCAGAUAGUCCAUAUAUGUGGAAAAAACAGAUAAAGAGCUUCCAAUGGUGAAAUAUAGUACGUUUAGGUGUGAUGUAUAAAUCAAGAGAAAAGUAUUCCACUCACAUUUGUUGGAGCUUGAACCAGCUCUAGGAGAAGAGGCACUUAGUGGUUUAAUCCCCACUAUCGGAUAUACUUUAGUGAUGGGUCCGUCUUUCACAACUUUGGAUUUCCUUGAUGUAGGCUGGAACCUGCUCAGAUGUGUGUAGUUCUAUGGUGCUUGGGGAGAUAGGUCCGCCUCUCCAGUUUGGAAUAAUGGGUAUCCACGAAAUAUAUAAAACAGUAGAUAGUGCUCUCAGUAUGAACAGUAAAAAUAUUUUAAGAAAAUAAGUUAUACUUACAAGAAUAGAGCAGACAAAUACUGCUCUAUUACCACAGCGCUGGUGGAAUUAUCCCCACCUGAGGAUUUCUUUUGACAGGAUACACUUCAGGGUUAUGGUGUUUUAAGAAAUAAAAAUUAAAAAUAAAAUUUUUUUUAUAAAAAUAAAAAUAAAAAAUAAAAAGAUAUAGUAUAAAAACAAUGUAUGAAAGUGCCAGGAGUAGUUGAAAUGUAUAAAAUACAAUAAAAAUAAGUAUAAGAUUGGUCCUCGUAUAAAAGGCUAACCAAAAAUAACUUUUAUUGAUUUAAAAUACACUUUUUAAAACCAUUUACGCGUUUCACCUAUGAGGUUUUUUCAAAAUGGUAAAAGAACAAUACACCUGGCAGAGAACAGAAUUUAUAAGUUCAUACAGUAAUUGAAUUUGGCGCCAAAAUUUAGUGCACCAAUCAUAUUCAAUGAUUAAAACCGAACGAAAAUUACAUUAAGAAAUGAGUAAAAGACCAUAUAAAUACAAAGAUUUAAGCCUGAUUAGGCUUGGGUAAUACUAAUUUUAUAAAAACGAAGCUUUUAGAAAGUUUUAUUUUAAGUUGGUCCCGAUCACGUGAUCGGGACGUGCCGCGCAUGCGCGGACCGUCUGAAUAGGCGGAUCGCUUAGAGAUGUAAACAGAGGGCUCGGUGGCCGGCAUGGGAGCGCAAUGCUCCAUGGGAAAUGGAGUCCUGCCGGUCAUCGAGCUCUUAAGGGCAGAAAACAUAAGGGAUUGGAUUUUAAACAGUUUUACAGCAUUCCAAUAGAAGUAUUUAGCAGAAUCCAUUUUACAAUCUUACAGCAUUCCAAUAGAAGUAUUUAGCAGAAUCCAUUUAACAAUCAGGAUAAUAAUAAAGCUGCAAAUGCUAAAAAUACACAUACUGAAAAUAUAAAUACAGAUAUAUAAAUGUAUUAUGUAAUAUAUAAUCUCUGCAGUAUAAAUGCACUAAAAAUAAUUUAAAAGAUAAGAAUUCCAUAAAAAAUGAAACAGUAAAAGUGGGUAUUGUUAUAAAAAAUUAUGCAGAUCAAAAUCUGCAUUAAGUCCAUUAGGUGUUAAAGUCUGUAGUUUAUAAACCCACUCCAUCUCAAUUUUACCUAAAAUAUUUUUUAUAUCUCCUCCUCUCCAAGGUAAUGAGCAUUUUUUUAUACCCAUAUAUUUUAACAUUUUUGGGUCUUUGUUGUGGAUUAAAAAAUGUUUGGAUAAAGAGUGGUUUAAAUAACCAUUUUUUAUGUUCCUACAAUGCUCACCUAAUCUGAUUUUUAAACAUCUGGUGGUCAUCCCAACGUAUUGGAAACCACACGGGCAUUGUAGUAAAUAGAUAACGUUUUUGGUGUUACAUGUUAUAAAUUCUUUUAUUUUAAAAGUGGUUUUGGUUUUGUUUGAAGUAAAUUCUGUUAUUUUUGGUGGCAUUGUAGGAUCAGCGGUUUUACAUACAUUACAGUUUUUGCAUUUAUAAAAGCCUAGAGAUUGCGGAAAAAAGGAUACAGAGUUAUUAGAUUUAGUUUCUUUAGUAAAAUUGGUGGUUAGAAUAGAUUUAAAAUUAGGAGCCCCUCUAAAAAUUACACUAGGUUUUUCUGGAAUAAUCUUGGAGAGUUUUUCAUCGUGUUCUAAAAUGUGCCAAUGUUUCCGGAUAAUCUUUUGUAUUUCUUUACUCUUAUUAUUAAAAUUAAAGAUGAUAGGGAGGGAUAUAGAGUCGUUUUUACUUUUGAGCUUAUACUUUAAAAGCUCAUCUCUAUUUUUAUUUUUUACCUCAUUGAUAUUCUCCAAAAGGGCUUUUUCUGGGUAAUCUUUCUCCAUAAAUUUGUUUUUGAGAGUAUUAGCUUGUUCUUCAAAAUUUUCUAGUUGUGUGCAAUUUCUGCGUAGUCUGAGAAAUUGACUUUUCGGGACACUGUCAAGCCAUGGUUUAUAGUGGCAGCUGUUCUUGUCAAUCACUGUGUUUACACAUACUUUUUUAAAAAAAGUUUUUGUAUUAAUUUUACCGUUUUUAAUAAAUAUAUUGAGAUCUAAAAAGUUUAUUUGUUCUCUACUAAACUCGUGGGUUAAAAUUAUACCCCUAUUGUUAGUAUUAAGAACAUUAAAAAAAGAGAUAAGAUUGUCUUCGGAUCCAUUCCAGAUAAAAAAAAGAUCAUCAAUAUAUCUAAAAUAUGAGACCAGGGUUGCCCUUAAAUUGUCCCCAUUAUAGAUAACUGUAGAUUCCCAAUCUGCCAUAAACAGAUUGGCAUAGCUAGGGGCAAACCUGGUACCCAUAGCUGUUCCUCUUUUUUGGAGGUAAAAGGAAUCUAAAAACCAAAAGUAAUUGUUUUUUAAAAUAAUAUUAAUACCCUCUAAAAUGAAAUCUAUUUGUUCUUCCGGAAUUCUAUCUUCCUUUAAUAAAAUAUUUUUGAUGGCUUCACAUCCAAUGUUGUGGGGUAUAAUUGUAUAUAAUGAUUGGACAUCACAAGUAACCAGGAUAAAAUUGGGGUCCCAUUUAAAAUCAUUUAAAAAGUUUAAAAGAGACAUAGAGUCUUGAAGAUAAGAUUUCAUUUUUUUAACGGCAGGUUGUAAAAGAGUGUCUAUAUAUUGGGAUAGGUUGCAUAAAAGCGAAUUUAUCCCUGACACUAUUGGUCUGCCAGGGGGAUUAGUGUCAUUUUUGUGUAUUUUUGGCAGAAAAUAUAUUACCGGGAUUUUUGGAAAUUUUUUGUUUAAAAAGUUGUACUCUUGUUUAGUUAAAAUGGAUUGAGAUACACCUUUGUUUAAAAAAGUUAAAAAGAGAUUUUGAAUGGUCUUUGUUGGAUCUGAUGGAAGUUUCUCAUAGACAUCGGGGUCGUUUAACUGUCUAUGCGCUUCCUCUAUGUACAUGGCACUAGAUAGGAUGACUAGACCACCUCCUUUGUCGGCUGGUUUUAUCACAAUAUCUUUGUCUUCUUGUAACUCUCUAAGUGCUUUUCUUUCGUUGUUUGUUAAAUUUUGUGUAUCAUAUUUAUUAGUCUUUAACUUAUUUAGAUCGUUUGUAACUAGUUUCUCAAAAACAGAUAAAGGGGCAGUUUUCAUAAAAGCUGGAUAAAAUUUAGAUUUGUCUUUAAAAUGUGUGUUAAUAAUAUGUUUUCUCUGGGAGGGGGAGGGGGGAAGAAUUGCACUAUUAUCAGUGGGAUUAUUGGAGAUAAAAUUUUCUUCUGUUUUUUCUUUAAAAUAGCGUUUCAGAGUUGCUUUUCGGACAAACUUGUUAAUGUCAAUAAAAGCCUCGAAGGAUUUAAAAGGGUUAGUUGGGGCAAACUUGAGACCUUUGUUUAAAACCGACAAUUGUGUUAUGGUAAGGGUUUUUUGGGAAAGAUUAAAAAUCCCACUGUUUAGAUUUUUAGGGGAACUUAUUUUCUUUCUAGUUUUUCUCUCUUGCUCCCGUCUUCCACUUCUUCUUCCUCUAGGCUUAAGGUUCUUUUUUGGGAUCGUGACGGGUGAGGUGUUUGAUUCAAAGUGCUUGGGUGAGUGCGAAUUUCUAAAAAAUUAUCCUCAUUUUCAAAUUCAGAAUCGAUUGAUAGCAAUUGGUACCUAUUGGAGUGGUAAGGGAUACUGGGUGAUUUAGGUUGCUCAAUUCGAUCGUUAAUAUAUUUGGAUCUUUGAUGUUUUGGUGAAAAGUUUCUCUUAUAUGAAUUGGUGGUAUAUUUCUUGGGUGGUGGAGAAUGUGUAUAUUUUGGUUUGUAAUGAGGUGGUAUUUGUGAUUGCUGGUAUUUUGGUCUGACUGAAGGUCCAACUUGGGAUCCGGAAUAGAAAUUAGUUGAUUGCUUGUGUGAUGGUUGGGGUUUAUCGGGUGACUGUGUGAAUUUCUUAUUAGUGUAAUUUUGAUAUUUAUUAUAGUUUUGGUGAUGAUAAUCUUGUUGGUGAGUGUUGAUAGUGUUUCUUCUUGUUUGGGGAAAUGUGUCAGUCCUUGUGUGAUGUCUAUUGGUUUGAGAAUAGUCCUUAUAGUUUUGUGUAUUAUAUCUCCUGUUAAGGUGAUAAGUGCGUACUUGUUUGUUUGAGUAAUCUGUCUUGUCCCUAAUGUAUUUCUUUAUCUUAAUAUGUUUCGUGUCUGUCUCAACUUUUUCAAUCUUACUCUGAAUUAAUAUGCAGUUUUGGUUAUAGGCUUGUGUUUCGGUGAAGGGUAAUAGUUUUUCUUUUAGGUUAUUGAUUUCUGAAUCUAAAAUGGAUAGUUUUUUACUUUUUUUUACAAUUAAGGUCUCCAUUAGGCCUAGGGUGCAUAGUUCCAGUUUAUUAUUCCAUUCUUCCAUGAAUUCAGGAUCAUCUUGAUCGGAAGUAGGUAAUUUGAGUAAUCUUAGACCUCGGGGGGUAAUUCUUUCAUCAAUGUAUUUUUUUAGGGUGGCUAUUUCCCAUUUUAAUUUGAUUUCUGAGGUAAGGGAUCUUUCUAAUUUAAUAAAAAGUUCUUCUUGGUUAAAAAUAGGGUAAUUUAUCUGAAUUGGGCUGAUUACCUCUGUGUCAAAUACAUUUUCGACAUCAAUAAUAUAGUUAUUCCUGUAGUCAAAUAUAGACAUGAUGGGAAACAAGUAGAAAAGCUGCUGACUCUAGAGGGAAUUAUACAGAUUGCAAAACAAAGGGGGGAGAAGAGUCUGCGCUAAACCGGAGGAGCAGCAACCCUAUAAGGGAAUCCCUCAAGAAACCCUUGUAGAGACAAUAAAAUACAAAAAGGGGGGAAAGGGCUGCGCUAAAAAAUAAUUAAUAGACAAAGUUCGUCUAAAAAAUGGAUAAAAACAGUCUCACUGAUAUGUGAUGGUAGGGUAAUAUUCCUCAGGUGUUGAUCCGUCCGUGUGGUGGCAGAUAGUCCAUAUAUGUGGAAAUAAAAACAGAUAAAGAGCUUCCAAUGGUGAAAUAUAGUACGUUUAGGUGUGAUGUAUAAAUCAAGAGAAAAGUAUUCCACUCACAUUUGUUGGAGCUUGAACCAGCUCUAGGAGAAGAGGCACUUAGUGGUUUAAUCCCCACUAUCGGAUAUACUUUAGUGAUGGGUCCGUCUUUUACAACUUUGGAUUUCCUUGAUGUAGGCUGGAACCUGCUCAGAUGUGUGUAGUUCUAUGGUGCUUGGGGAGAUAGGUCCGCCUCUCCAGUUUGGAAUAAUGGGUAUCCACGAAAUAUAUAAAACAGUAGAUAGUGCUCUCAGUAUGAACAGUAAAAAUAUUUUAAGAAAAUAAGUUAUACUUACAAGAAUAGAGCAGACAAAUACUGCUCUAUUACCACAGCGCUGGUGGAAUUAUCCCCACCUGAGGAUUUCUUUUGACAGGAUACACUUCAGGGUUAUGGUGUUUUAAGAAAUAAAAAUUAAAAAUAAAAUUUUUUUUUUAUAAAAAUAAAAAUAAAAAAUAAAAAGAUAUAGUAUAAAAACAAUGUAUGAAAGUGCCAGGAGUAGUUGAAAUGUAUAAAAUACAAUAAAAAUAAGUAUAAGAUUGGUCCUCGUAUAAAAGGCUAACCAAAAAUAACUUUUAUUGAUUUAAAAUACACUUUUUAAAACCAUUUACGCGUUUCACCUAUGAGGUUUUUUCAAAAUGGUAAAAGAACAAUACACCUGGCAGAGAACAGAAUUUAUAAGUUCAUACAGUAAUUGAAUUUGGCGCCAAAAUUUAGUGCACCAAUCAUAUUCAAUGAUUAAAACCGAACGAAAAUUACAUUAAGAAAUGAGUAAAAGACCAUAUAAAUACAAAGAUUUAAGCCUGAUUAGGCUUGGGUAAUACUAAUUUUAUAAAAACGAAGCUUUUAGAAAGUUUUAUUUUAAGUUGGUCCCGAUCACGUGAUCGGGACGUGCCGCGCAUGCGCGGACCGUCUAAAUAGGCGGAUCGCUUAGAGAUGUAAACAGAGGGCUCGGUGGCCGGCAUGGGAGCGCAAUGCUCCAUGGGAAAUGGAGUCCUGCCGGUCAUCGAGCUCUUAAGGGCAGAAAACAUAAGGGAUUGGAUUUUAAACAGUUUUACAGUAUUCCAAUAGAAGUAUUUAGCAGAAUCCAUUUUACAAUCUUACAGCAUUCCAAUAGAAGUAUUUAGCAGAAUCCAUUUUACAAUCUUACAGCAUUCCAAUAGAAGUAUUUAGCAGAAUCCAUUUAACAAUCAGGAUAAUAAUAAAGCUGCAAAUGCUAAAAAUACACAUACUGAAAAUAUAAAUACAGGUAUAUAAAUGUAUUAUGUAAUAUAUAAUCUCUGCAGUAUAAAUGCACUAAAAAUAAUUUAAAAGAUAAGAAUUCCAUAAAAAAUGAAACAGUAAAAGUGGGUAUUGUUAUAAAAAAUUAUGCAGAUCAAAAUCUGCAUUAAGUCCAUUAGGUGUUAAAGUCUGUAGUUUAUAAACCCACUCCAUCUCAAUUUUACCUAAAAUAUUUUUUAUAUCUCCUCCUCUCCAAGGUAAUGAGCAUUUUUUUAUACCCAUAUAUUUUAACAUUUUUGGGUCUUUGUUGUGGAUUAAAAAAUGUUUGGAUAAAGAGUGGUUUAAAUAACCAUUUUUUAUGUUCCUACAAUGCUCACCUAAUCUGAUUUUUAAACAUCUGGUGGUCAUCCCAACGUAUUGGAAACCACACGGGCAUUGUAGUAAAUAGAUAACGUUUUUGGUGUUACAUGUUAUAAAUUCUUUUAUUUUAAAAGUGGUUUUGGUUUUGUUUGAAGUAAAUUCUGUUAUUUUUGGUGGCAUUGUAGGAUCAGCGGUUUUACAUACAUUACAGUUUUUGCAUUUAUAAAAGCCUAGAGAUUGCGGAAAAAAGGAUACAGAGUUAUUAGAUUUAGUUUCUUUAGUAAAAUUGGUGGUAAGAAUAGAUUUAAAAUUAGGAGCCCCUCUAAAAAUUACACUAGGUUUUUCUGGAAUAAUCUUGGAGAGUUUUUCAUCGUGUUCUAAAAUGUGCCAAUGUUUCCGGAUAAUCUUUUGUAUUUCUUUGCUCUUAUUAUUAAAAUUAAAGAUGAUAGGGAGGGAUAUAGAGUCGUUUUUACUUUUGAGCUUAUACUUUAAAAGCUCAUCUCUAUUUUUAUUUUUUACCUCAUUGAUAUUCUCCAAAAGGGCUUUUUCUGGGUAAUCUUUCUCCAUAAAUUUGUUUUUGAGAGUAUUAGCUUGUUCUUCAAAAUUUUCUAGUUGUGUGCAAUUUCUGCGUAGUCUGAGAAAUUGACUUUUCGGGACACUGUCAAGCCAUGGUUUAUAGUGGCAGCUGUUCUUGUCAAUCACUGUGUUUACACAUACUUUUUUUAAAAAAGUUUUUGUAUUAAUUUUACCGUUUUUAAUAAAUAUAUUGAGAUCUAAAAAGUUUAUUUGUUCUCUACUAAACUCGUGGGUUAAAAUUAUACCCCUAUUGUUGGUAUUAAGAACAUUAAAAAAAGAGAUAAGAUUGUCUUCGGAUCCAUUCCAGAUAAAAAAAAAGAUCAUCAAUAUAUCUAAAAUAUGAGACCAGGUUUGCCCUUAAAUUGUCCCCAUUAUAGAUAACUGUAGAUUCCCAAUCUGCCAUAAACAGAUUGGCAUAGCUAGGGGCAAACCUGGUACCCAUAGCUGUUCCUCUUUUUUGGAGGUAAAAGGAAUCUAAAAACCAAAAGUAAUUGUUUUUUAAAAUAAUAUUAAUACCCUCUAAAAUGAAAUCUAUUUGUUCUUCCGGAAUUCUAUCUUCCUUUAAUAAAAUAUUUUUGAUGGCUUCACAUCCAAUGUUGUGGGGUAUAAUUGUAUAUAAUGAUUGGACAUCACAAGUAACCAGGAUAAAAUUGGGGUCCCAUUUAAAAUCAUUUAAAAAGUUUAAAAGAGACAUAGAGUCUUGAAGAUAAGAUUUCAUUUUUUUAACGGCAGGUUGUAAAAGAGUGUCUAUAUAUUGGGAUAGGUUGCAUAAAAGCGAAUUUAUCCCUGACACUAUUGGUCUGCCAGGGGGAUUAGUGUCAUUUUUGUGUAUUUUUGGCAGAAAAUAUAUUACCGGGAUUUUUGGAAAUUUUUUGUUUAAAAAGUUGUACUCUUGUUUAGUUAAAAUGGAUUGAGAUACACCUUUGUUUAAAAAAGUUAAAAAGAGAUUUUGAAUGGUCUUUGUUGGAUCUGAUGGAAGUUUCUCAUAGACAUCGGGGUCGUUUAACUGUCUAUGCGCUUCCUCUAUGUACAUGGCACUAGAUAGGAUGACUAGACCACCUCCUUUGUCGGCUGGUUUUAUCACAAUAUCUUUGUCUUCUUGUAACUCUCUAAGUGCUUUUCUUUCGUUGUUUGUUAAAUUUUGUGUAUCAUAUUUAUUAGUCUUUAACUUAUUUAGAUCGUUUGUAACUAGUUUCUCAAAAACAGAUAAAGGGGCAGUUUUCAUAAAAGCUGGAUAAAAUUUAGAUUUGUCUUUAAAAUGUGUGUUAAUAAUAUGUUUUCUCUGGGAGGGGGAGGGGGGAAGAAUUGCACUAUUAUCAGUGGGAUUAUUGGAGAUAAAAUUUUCUUCUGUUUUUUCUUUAAAAUAGCGUUUCAGAGUUGCUUUUCGGACAAACUAAAGAAAAAACAGAAGAAACACAGUGAUUGACAAGAACAGCUGCCACUAUAAACCAUGGCUUGACAGUGUCCCGAAAAGUCAAUUUCUCAGACUACGUAGAAAUUGCACACAACUAGAAAAUUUUGAAGAACAAGCUAAUACUCUCAAAAACAAAUUUAUGGAGAAAGAUUACCCAGAAAAAGCCCUUUUGGAGAAUAUCAAUGAGGUAAAAAAUAAAAAUAGAGAUGAGCUUUUAAAGUAUAAGCUCAAAAGUAAAAACGACUCUAUAUCCCUCCCUAUCAUCUUUAAUUUUAAUAAUAAGAGUAAAGAAAUACAAAAGAUUAUCCGGAAACAUUGGCACAUUUUAGAACACGAUGAAAAACUCUCCAAAAUUAUUCCAGAAAAACCUAGUGUAAUUUUUAGAGGGGCUCCUAAUUUUAAAUCUAUUCUAACCACCAAUUUUACUAAAGAGACUAAAUCUAAUAACUCUGUAUCCUUCUUUCCGCAAUCUCUAGGCUUUUAUAAAUGCAAAAACUGUAAUGUAUGUAAAACCGCUGAUCCUACAAUGCCACCAAAAAUAACAGAAUUUACUUCAAACAAAACCAAAACCACUUUUAAAAUAAAAGAAUUUAUAACAUGUAACACCAAAAACGUUAUCUAUUUACUACAAUGCCCGUGUGGUUUCCAAUACGUUGGGAUGACCACCAGAUGUUUAAAAAUCAGAUUAGGUGAGCAUUGUAGGAACAUAAAAAAUGGUUAUUUAAACCACUCUUUAUCCAAACAUUUUUUAAUCCACAACAAAGACCCAAAAAUGUUAAAAUAUAUGGGUAUAAAAAAAUGCUCAUUACCUUGGAGAGGAGGAGAUAUAAAAAAUAUUUUAGGUAAAAUUGAGAUGGAGUGGGUUUAUAAACUACAGACUUUAACACCUAAUGGACUUAAUGCAGAUUUUGAUCUGCAUAAUUUUUUAUAACAAUACCCACUUUUACUGUUUCAUUUUUUAUGGAAUUCUUAUCUUUUAAAUUAUUUUUAGUGCAUUUAUACUGCAGAGAUUAUAUAUUACAUAAUACAUUUAUAUACCUGUAUUUAUAUUUUCAGUAUGU